AUGGCCUCGGCCGAACGUGAGAUGCAAAGACUUAAAGAAGAUCUGACCGAAUGCAGACGCGUUAUGAAUGAGCACAAGCGUGAGGGCGACUCUAACAUGGACAAGCUUGAAAAGACCAAUGAAAAACUUAGAGUAAGUUAG
This is a messenger RNA of Protopolystoma xenopodis, 141 nucleotides long. NCBI's taxonomy places the organism in Eukaryota, Metazoa, Platyhelminthes, Monogenea, Polystomatidea, Polystomatidae. The record is from the annotation of a GenBank genome assembly.